CACAUCACUUGUUCACAAGGUUGGAUCCCUCAAUGCCUGUUUCUUUGGUCAGAGGGGAAUUAAGGUGGAUCUGUACGAAUUUCGAAAUGAUAUUCGUCGUAUGAAGCAUGUGACAGGAAAAAGUAUCAACUUAGCUUUAUCGGUGAGGGGACGCUCUUCGCUGAAAGCUGUGGGAUUGGAGGAUGAGGUAAUUGUGAGACAUGCGAUCCCUAUGUAUGCUAGGCUGAUUCACGACAGAGAUGGCUCUCGGAGACCUAUACCUUACGGAAAGAGUGACCAGUGCAUAUUUUCAGUUGGACGUCGGUUUUUGAAUGAAGUUUUAUUGUCAGCGGCUGAAAAACAUUCCAACGUCAACAUUCAUUUUAAUCACAAGCUCGUUACCUGUGAUCCGGAGACUGGGUCGAUGACUUUUGAAAGGUAUCCAAGUAAAGAAAUUACAACUGCUCAAGCCGACCUUAUCGUUGGUUGUGACGGCGCCUUUUCUGCUGUUCGACGACAAAUGCUGAAACGACCCCGUUUCAAUUACAGCCAAACAUACAUUCCUCAUGGAUACAUGGAACUAACGAUACCCGCUACACCAGACGGCCAAUUUGCCAUGGAAGUAAAUUAUCUCCACAUAUGGCCUAGAGAUUCAUUCAUGAUGAUAGCAUUGCCCAACCAAGACAAGACUUAUACAGUUACCUUAUUUAUGCCCUAUGAAAACUUUGAAGAUCUUAUAACUCCAGAAAAGCUUUUGGAUUUCUUUUUUGAAAACUUUCCGGAUGCCAUUCCACUUAUUGGAAAAAAAAAUCUUAUAGAGGACUAUUUCCGACUGAAACCAUCACCGUUAAUAUCUGUCAAGUGUAAUCCUUAUCAUGUCGGUGACAAAACGGUCAUCAUGGGAGACGCCGCUCACGCGAUGGUGCCCUUUUAUGGGCAAGGAAUGAAUGCGGGGUUCGAGGAUUGUCUUAUAUUUGACGAGUUACUAGAGAGAGAAAACUUCCAAUUAGCUAGGGUAUUGCCAGAGUUUACUCUUUACAGGACUCCUGAUGCUGAAGCUAUAUGUGACCUUGCAAUGUACAACUAUGUGGAGAUGAGACAUCUAGUAAAUUCCAAGUCAUUUCUCCUGAGAAAGAAGUGUGACAAAUUCCUUAAUCUCAUUUUUGCUGAUUCAUGGAUUCCUCUAUAUACGAUGGUUACAUUUUCAAAGAAAAGGUACCAUCUCUGUGUAAAAAACAAAAAAUGGCAAGACAAGGUUAUCAACCAAACAAUCUGGGCAGUUGGUGUGUCAGCAAGUGUUGUAGGAUUAUCUGUGUUUGCCAAACUUCUGCAUAACCACCCACAUUGGCUUGAGGCUGCUUUGGAAUCUUUGAACAAAUUUAAAUUAAGCAUGCCUUUAUUUCAUAACUAAAUAUGUUCAUAAUAAGAGAAAACAUCAACUGUUAGUGUUAAUGAACUAAACUAUCAAAUAUUUUUGACAGACCUACAAAAUUUGAGCUGUAACAUUUUCUAAUUAAAAUAAUCUUAUACAUACAUCUAAAAUAAUAAUUUAUACAUUGAAUUCAAUCAGCUUUAAAUGGAUACACUCGGUUUUGUUCAUUUGAUGUAAAAAUAUAUACUUAUAUAACUUUGUAAUUCUUUUGAAAAACAUUCAAGAUUUGAAAAACUAAAAGACUUUAUUUUGUAAUGAACAUAUUGUCCUGCUAUACAUUUCGACCAGUGUUACCAUGAGACAUUUUAUGCUGUAUCAUCUCUUCCUUAAAUUACAGUUUUUACUUUAAAGAAUUUAUUAGUUAUGAGUUAUGCCUACAAGAGAAUGGUUCAACUCACUGUGUCAGUACUAAAUGAUUUAUACUAACAGUUACAGAUCGUAGGGAUUGGAAUGUUGUUAAGAGCUGUAUGGUAGUUCAUAUUAAAUAUGCUAAUGUAUGGAGUUA
Limulus polyphemus (Atlantic horseshoe crab) is the source of this 1916-nucleotide messenger RNA. It is a transcript of the gene cn, whose product is annotated as kynurenine 3-monooxygenase-like. Gene Ontology annotation, cellular component: mitochondrial outer membrane. Gene Ontology annotation, molecular function: kynurenine 3-monooxygenase activity; NAD(P)H oxidase H2O2-forming activity; FAD binding. The transcript has 14 exons. Gene Ontology annotation, biological process: NAD+ metabolic process. NCBI's taxonomy places the organism in Eukaryota, Metazoa, Arthropoda, Merostomata, Xiphosura, Limulidae. The record is from RefSeq and is a predicted model, not a curated record. Bases 101 to 1390 code for a protein of 429 amino acids.